Molecule: messenger RNA, 2143 nt
Organism: Colletotrichum destructivum
Lineage: Eukaryota; Fungi; Ascomycota; Sordariomycetes; Glomerellales; Glomerellaceae
Product: Putative Ubiquitin-like domain, BAG domain, Ubiquitin-like domain superfamily
Exons: 1
Coding region: 1051-2010 (319 amino acids)
Biological process (GO): protein stabilization
Cellular component (GO): nucleus; membrane; cytosol
Molecular function (GO): protein-folding chaperone binding; adenyl-nucleotide exchange factor activity
Source: RefSeq, a predicted model, not a curated record
GCCACGUACUAAUAAAAAUAAGCCGCCGUCCACCGGCCCGGGUAAUGACUACGGCCUCCUCUGCCUUUCCCGGUUUUCCAGAACAUCCUCCUCCCUCCACAUCCCACAUCCAUACUCCAUUUCGCCUUGUCGACACCACCAGUGGCCACUCACGACGCGCCAUCGUCCCCGACUUUCUGCCGUCAUCCUCCCGAUUCCCGUCCCAUAGGGCCACCUCUCUCGUCUCUUACAACUGCAGCUCUGCCCACCAAACACCACACACACAAACACACACACAGUGACACACACGCACCACGCGCAGACAGCCGCAUCCCUGCCUGCCCGCCGCCUGCUCACCCUUACUUCCCAUCCCCCAAGAAGCUCGACAGCGCAUUGCCAUUCUUCUCAGUCUUCUUUCGAAAGCCUCACCAUACGCCACCACCUGCAUCCUUGACCCAGGCCAGUGAUCGUCCACGCAAGUCUCGCCGACACCAGGCCCCCAACCCGCUUUACUGCAUCAGAUCAGUCAAAUCGAGCCCUCCCAAGGACCUAAAGGACCUAAGCAGAGCUUGCGCUGUGCGUCGUUGCGUUACUGCAGAACGGCCUGAUCUUCCAACCCCGCGAGUCGGGAAAAAAAUACAGACGAGGGCAUCCCCACGUUCAUCCCACCCCCCUCUCCCCGUCCCGCCAAACCACCACCCGUGACGCACGAUACGAAUCGCUACCAUCGUCGUCGUCGCCCUUGCCUCACCUUUUCCUCCUCUCCCCCUCCACCCCCUUCCUUUCCCUUCCCACUUUUUCUUUCCCCCGGUACAGCGUCCUUAGCUUUAAGGACCGCCUACUUCCGCCAAGGUGGCUUCCAGUCAGCCUUUUCUGGCAUCUUCUGGUGCCCUUUCCAACAUCACCGCACUAUUGCCCACCACCUUCCAAGUCUAUCUCGACAAGUCCAUUGCCAGCCUGGCCAACGUUAUCGCCAACUACUCCCAGUACGUCUCCGACACCACCGGCAUCGACCCGAACCUCAUCCUCUACACCACCAUCGCCUGCAUUCUACUAGCCGUGCCCUUCACCAUGUCUCGAUACGGCUGGUCCACGAAUCGGGAUCAGGUAUCCCCCUACUCGUCCACCCUGAGCGGUGUGCCCGACGUCACCGACGAAGACUUUAGCUACAUCACCACCGAAGACCUCCAGUCCGCCCCCUUGGGAAGCUCCGUCCCCACGAGAUCAUACGCCCACCAGCCCCGAACCCGCGGCAGUGCCGUCCCCGAAGACGAUGUGCUGCUCAUCAAGAACAAGGGAGUCACCUAUCCCGCCCACUUCCCCGCGUACGCCAUUGGCGACGGCAAGCUGCGCGUUCGCGACGUCCGAGACCGCGUCGGUGUCAUGCUCGAGCUGUCGGACCGCCGCGUACGCCGCACCAAGCUCCUCUACAAGGGCCGCCAGCUGAAGGAGCCCGCCGCGCCAGUUCGCGACUACGGCGUCAAGAAUAAUAGCGAAGUCAUGGUGGUGCUGCCGGACGGCGAGGUCGACGCCGACAGCAGCGAUGACUCGGACGAGGAGAUGGUCGUCGUGGCCGGCGACGGCGCCAGCACCGUGGGCAGCACUGGCGGCACCGACGACGGAAAGAAGCGCCGCAGUAAGAAGAAGGGUCGCAAGUCCAAGAAGCGCAGCAGCAACACGAGCCCGCGCGACAGCGCCUCAAAUCUUGGCGUGCCCGCCCAGGACGGCCAGCGACCGUCGUCCCCGAGCGGCCAGGCUACCGGCCCUCACGCGAAGCUCGACGCCAUCGCUGCCAAGUUCGACGCGGACCUGCGCAAGCCUUGUGAGGACUACAUUGCCUCGCCCCCUACGGAUUCCAAGAAGAGAGUCGACGAACACCGCAAGUUGUCCGAGACGACGAUGCAGCACGUGCUCUUGAAACUCGACGAGGUCGAGACAGAAGGUGACCCGGAUGCCAGAGCCAAGAGGAAGGCACUGGUUCAAGAUGUGCAGGAUGUGCUGAGGCGUCUCGACGCAAGACUUCACAACUGAGGAGGAUAUCUGACAUCGCGUGCCCAUGUUUUGUACGACAUGACUUGGUUGCAAGGACCGGCCGACUUCUUUUCUAGAUGAGAGCGUAUUCGGAGGCUUUUAUUCCAGUUGGACUGCACUUUUUUUUAAUCAC